AUGGACUGCGUGGGCCAUGGUGUGUGGGUCAAGAGCGUGGUCCUGCCUAGUGGAACUGUGCAGGAGUUCAAAUUUGCCGUGGCCACUGAAGGCGCCGUGGUCCGCUGGCAGGAUGGUCCCAACAGGCAGCUUACCGUGCCCGACGAGCCGAGCGAAGUGCACGCCGUGUGGGCCGGUGCUUUGAAUGUGUCGCAGUCCAGCGCGCUGCUUGUCCGCCCCAUGCCGCAGAAGCAGGGCAUGCGUUUCAUGACGUUCAAUUGCCGCUUUGACACGUCACGAGACGGACGACACCGGUGGGCCAACCGCAAGGAAGGGUUCAUCCGCGCCAUCGCCGAGCAGAGGCCUGGCACCUGCGCCGUGGGCCUCUGUACUGAACUCUGUUCUCUCCACGGAGAGUAG
Molecule: messenger RNA, 399 nt
Organism: Acanthamoeba castellanii str. Neff
Lineage: Eukaryota; Discosea; Longamoebia; Acanthamoebidae
Exons: 4
Coding region: 1-399 (132 amino acids)
Molecular function (GO): starch binding
Source: RefSeq, a predicted model, not a curated record